Molecule: messenger RNA, 1168 nt
Organism: Raphanus sativus (radish)
Lineage: Eukaryota; Viridiplantae; Streptophyta; Magnoliopsida; Brassicales; Brassicaceae
Product: B-box zinc finger protein 18
Exons: 6
Coding region: 228-794 (188 amino acids)
Biological process (GO): photomorphogenesis; regulation of DNA-templated transcription
Cellular component (GO): nucleus
Molecular function (GO): zinc ion binding
Source: RefSeq, a predicted model, not a curated record
AUUACAUCAUAAUUUAAAGACAGCUGCUCUCUGUCUCUCUUCAAUAUUUUAAAAGAUGGAAAGAGAUUGAUUCAUAAACUAAAAUCUUCAUUCAUCCUCUAAUCUUUAUUUCUUCUUCCUCGGUCAACACUACGAAUCUGGGUUUUGCUAAACGAUGCAAACUUUCAAAGUGUUCUUCGCAGUUCAAAGUUAGCCAGAAUCUUUAGUUCUAAAAAGAAAAUCAAAACAUGCGUAUUUUGUGCGAUGCCUGUGAGAGCGCCGCCGCAAUAGUCUUCUGCGCCGCCGACGAAGCUGCCCUCUGUUGUUCCUGCGACGAAAAAGUUCAUAUGUGCAACAAGCUAGCUAGUCGACAUGUCCGUGUAGGUUUGGCUGAUCCCAGCAACGCGCCAAGCUGUGACAUAUGUGAAAAUGCACCUGCCUUCUUUUACUGUGAGAUAGACGGUACUUCUCUUUGUCUACAAUGUGACAUGGUUGUUCAUGUUGGCGGCAAGAGAACUCACAGGCGCUUUCUGUUGCUUAGACAGAGAAUUGAGUUUCCAGGUGAUAAGCCUAACCACGCAGAUGAUCUAGGACUAAGGUGUCAGGAAGCAAACCGCCAAAAGGUCUCUUCAUCAGGUCGAGGUCAAGAGUCAAAUGGGAAUGGUGAUCAUGAUAUGAUCGAUCUUAACUCAAACCCUCAAAGAGUACACGAGCCUGGAUCAAAUCACCAAGAGCAGGGUAUCGAUGUAAAUAGCACAAACAACCACGAGCCUGUAGGCGUUGUACCUGUGGGAGCGUUUAAAAGAGAGUCUUAGUGAUCAGUGAUACACAAAGAUCAAAUUGCUUCUCUGUUUUCCUUUCUUUUGUGGAUUGGAUGUCACAUUCAGACACCACUUUGAUUGAGAAAGUACUAGAAUCUUUGGUUGGCUCGUAGGUGUAGCACAUGCGUUGGUGGCUCUGAGUUAAGAGAUCAUCGUGAGAGCCAUUUAUAUCUGAUCUCACUCUACAGGUAUAGCCAUUAAAAGCACAUGGCUUUUGGCUGAAAAAUAUAGCGCCAUUAAAGCACAUGGCUUUUGGCUGCAAUCUCCCAUCCUUGUUUUUUUUAGCUUCACUUUCUUGUAAUAGCUGUUGUGGUUCAUGGGCUUGACACAGAGAAUAAAAGAUAUAAAGCAUAAGGUCGUUAUCCUUA